AUGGAUGAGUACAUGAUUGACAGUGAAGAUGGCAUGCUGCCAGUAAGAGUACUCAACAAUUGGGCACUAUAUAAUUCAGAUUCCAGAUUCAUGUCUUUGGGGCUCAUCCCUGUUAAACCAGGUGUUGUAAAUGAUACUGUCAUCUUUGGGUCUAGUUGUAUGAGAGACGAUGAUGGUACUUUCUGUUCAACAGCUGAGCCAGCGGAGUUAUCUUCUUCCUCGAGUAAAUCUGACCAGGAAGAUCAAGGGAUUCCAAUUUAUCUAAGUCCAAUCAAGUAA
Molecule: messenger RNA, 279 nt
Organism: Triticum turgidum subsp. durum (durum wheat)
Lineage: Eukaryota; Viridiplantae; Streptophyta; Magnoliopsida; Poales; Poaceae
Source: the annotation of a GenBank genome assembly